Molecule: messenger RNA, 6323 nt
Organism: Rhipicephalus sanguineus (brown dog tick)
Lineage: Eukaryota; Metazoa; Arthropoda; Arachnida; Ixodida; Ixodidae
Product: caspase-7-like
Exons: 6
Coding region: 411-1673 (420 amino acids)
Biological process (GO): proteolysis; regulation of apoptotic process
Molecular function (GO): cysteine-type endopeptidase activity
Source: RefSeq, a predicted model, not a curated record
UUUCAUCAGUCUACCUCGAUUACUCAGUUAAAGAAACUGGCAGUGUCGAGCGUAUGCCAACAUGUAUCCCACGUAUCAAUCAUGGGCACCGCGUCCAAACCGUAACGUAUCUAAACGUGUAGCAAGCCCCAUAUUUAUUUUCACGGUCGCCGUCAACAUUGGCUUGAUUGGGUCGCACACUGCACCAGAGGCACUGACUGCACGCAACACUUUCCGCUCUGUUGUCCCUCUCCACCUCGUGAUCCAUGUCGUGAUCUGUCAGCGUUGUCUGUCCGUGCUCAGUGCUGUCGUCUCUCCGCUGUGUUGUGUGCGCGAUUGCGUGUGUGCAGUGAGUGUGCCAACGGUGCCCUUUGUGCUGGUCCUGUGUGUUGCGCUGUGAAAUCGGUGGGUGUAAAUCGAGUGCGCGCGCGAUGGAUCCCGAACAUCGCAGGAAGCUGAGGGAUCCCGACUUGAUCAGCGCCAUGGUGGCAUGCAUCGAUUUCGAUGCUUUAGCGCCCAGUUUGCACUCCAGAGGCGUCCUGACGGCCGCGAUGGUAGACGACAUUAAGGAAAAGACAGACCUGAACGAGCGCAACCUGUGCCUGCUGUACCGACUUCCCAAGAGAGGGCCUCUGGCCUUUGACCGCUUUGUCUCCAUCCUUCGAGAGAAUCGCAUGUUCCAGGCGGUCCACCUGCUGACCGGGGAGCCUCAGCCAGAACCGCCCGCCUCCAGUGUGGUGCAGCCUCCCCCACAUCAUGGGGCUCGGCCUUUUGGCGGCGGCGAUGCCCGCCUUGACUCUGCUCACAAUGGUCACGGAACAGUAGCUGAAGCCACCGACUCUGAGUUGCAUGUGGUUCCAGCCAAGGAGCUGAGGCAUGGAGAUGAUGUAUACACCAUGAUUCAUUCACCGAGAGGCAUGUGCAUCAUCAUCAACAACAUUGAUUUUGGACGUUACGCUGAGCGGCGCGAUGGGUCGGAGCACGAUGUGCGUCGCAUGAAGGCCCUCUUUGAGAAAUUCCACUUCAACUGCAUUGUGCGCUCUGACCUGUCUGCAUCCCAAAUCAAGACUCUCCUGUCAUGGGCAGCCCAACCAAAACAACAGGAGGGGGCCGACUGCCUGGUGGUAAUUCUGAUGUCACAUGGCAAGAAGGACAUGAUUGAUGGCAUAGACGGUGAGCAGGUACACCUGGUCGAUGAUGUGUUCACGCUGUUCAACAACGAGAAAUGCCCAGCCCUGCAAGGAAAGCCCAAGCUGUUCUUCAUACAGGCCUGUCGGGGAACCAAGGACGACAGUGGAACCGGCACCGUCGUGUUUGACACCGCAGAUGCUGGGCCAAUACCGGCUGAAGUGCCUCAGUCAUCCUCGGCGCGACAGGAGCGUUUGGCCACUUGGUCGGACAUGUACAUCGCCUAUGCAACCAUUCCCGGCUACAAGGCACUCAAGAACAGUACUAUUGGGUCGUGGUUUCUCGCAGAUGUCUUCUCAGUGUUCAGUGAAAAUGCUGGCAUCAUGCACCUGGAGACGAUGAUGCGCCAUGUCCAAAAUAAAGUCCUGGCUCGGUCCGCCCACGACGGCAGCAAGCAGACGUGCAGUGUGGAGUUGCAAGGCUGGACGAAAAAGCUGUACUUCAACCCGGGAUUCUUCGUUGACCACAGGCCAGAGCAAGCCGAAGUACUACACACUGCCUUGUAGGUUUCAUUGUGCGUGUUAACUGUAUUUUGAACAUGCCAGAGCGUUGACAAUCAUUCUCUUUCGUAAAUCUGAAGUGUACCUGUGAGAAUAUCCUAACGUAUGCUCAAUGCCAGCCUUACUGGAAAGGCUGCAUCGAUGGGAUGAGUGCAUGCGCUGGAGCCAUUGGUGAAAGAGAAGGCCACUUGGCCGAAACAGCCGAGCUCCUCCGUGGGUGAUUUUGCUUCUUUUGUGAAUGUGCCAACAGUUGGGGUGAAUGACUACUGAACCAAGUAAGGCUACAUGGAUUCAUGCAAGAAUCAAUUUGACAUUCACUCUGUUGCAAAACAAUCCAUGUGACAUUGUCUUCCCCGCUUCUUUGUAGAGUCAUGCUAACUUAAGGUGUGAUCUUCACAUGCAUAAUGUCAGUGGAACAAAAUGGCCAGUGCUGAAAUCUCUGAGCCCACUCUUUGCUCUAACUUGCUUCUGUGCAUCCAACGCAAGUAUGUUUUCUAAGCUUAGCUGCAAUGGAAUGGAAUAGUCCUAUCACUAAGGUAAAGCAAUAGAACUCUGGAGCAAAAUCUUUGAACUUUUGGUAUAUACAGUUCAUACUGACCUUACACAAUCUUUAGUCUGACAAGGCAAAUGAGCUCCAUGUAUUAACAUUUCAGUCCUGACAAUCUUCAAGCUCAUUCUGUGUAUCUGGCCACUGCUUCGCUUUGCAACUGCAAUCACAGAUUGAUAAUUUGGGCUCACAGAGGAACAUCCUAAAGGUUCAAGUGAUUGGGAGUUGACAAUUGUGCCUUAUGCUAUAUAUUCAAUUCCAUAUUAUCUCUAGUGUCUGUGUCAUGCUCACUGUUGCACUAUCAAUUGCAGCAGGCAACCCGAGAGUGUGAACCACAGAGGUGACUUAUAUUUGAUAGUGACUUGGAUAAUAUUACAACUGCUGAAGCUGCGGACACUUUAGCAUGGUUCAGUGAUAUCACACAAGUCUGCUGUCUUCUUUUUGUUGUUCAAGUAUGCCAGUUAGCGCAAAUACCUGUAAGUCAGUUUUACAAAAUAUAUCAGAACACUGUGUUUAGAACUGUGAAGGUUAGGAGUUAUAGCACAUUGCUUCAUUGCUCAAUGUAUUCAGAUGAUAACAGAGCAAAACAUACCCGUGGCUGGACACCGUAAACAGGCUUGGUCAAGUGUCUCUAUAGUGUGUCAGUGACAUGGGCUAGUGAAAGGUGCUGUUGAGGGAACUUGAAAUGGUAAUAACGGACUGUUUCUGCGAGAUUACUGUGUGCACUAGUACUUACAUAGUGGAAAGCAUUGAAUAUAAUGUGGCCAAUGUGACUAUCGUGUCUUACCUCAACCUGAUGUUUUUGAAAGUAGGUUUUAUUUAGUGAGGCAGUGUUAUGACCACAUUCUUUUGUUGUUGCAUGGUGGCAGACUUCCAGUGCGUGUACGUCCCUUUAUUUUCAUUCACACGCCUGUUUUUUCAGCACUGUCGUUGAUCUCUUCAAUUUUGUACAUCAACAGGUAGUUACUGCGGCUACUCUAUGCAUAGAACUGUAUGAAGAUGAGCUGUUUUGGAUGAGCCGUUUGAUGGUGAUCCUCCUAUGUCAAAUUCAGUGAGGUCCUCUAAGGUUUCAGUAGAACUUAUUGCUUCUCGAUUGCACGCCACACAGGCACCACCAUCUGUAAGGCCACCCAUAGAUUUACCUUCAUUGUGGGCCAGUGUUGUCAUCGUGCAGAAUGUGCUGUAAUGGUCGAUUGCGCUUUCUGCACUUCAAGCCAUUGUUCACACCAACACAAAAACUACUGCUUUUCCUACUGGUAGGAAAACGCUGUAAGUGCAACAGUGUAGUGAUGCAAGUUUGUCAGUCAUUCAUUUUAAGAGAAUGCUGACCAGUGAGAAAAUUUAGUGUUUGAACAGGCCAGCAUCACCUGCAAAUUUGUCCAUGUUUCUUGCGUUUUUUGUAUUAUUGCUGUGCAAAAUUACAUACCAUGUUGAAGCGAGGGGUGCGCACAUAUAAAUUUUUUUUAAUUCUAAGGUGAAUUGGAAUAACAAAAAGAAAUAGCAAACUUAAUGCAUUAAGCUUUUUAGCAAAGAGAUACAAAAAAUGCAAGUUUAUUUCACAGCAAGUAGGUAAUAUACCGCAAUUAUUAUAAUAGUACAGAACUAUUGGGCUUCACAGUUUCCGGACUACAGUUAUUUAAUGUCAUUGUGAAGAUAAAUUAGCUGCUCCACAUGUCUGGGGAGCAAUUACAACCUUCAGCACGUCACAGCUCCUCCGGAUUCCAAGAACAACCGCUCGCUAGGCACACUAGUGUGUGGCAUUGGCAGGUGUCUCUCGGAAAGCAGGGCCAACAGCGGGUAGCUCUGAUUAUCAUGCUUACACGACCACUAGCAUGGGUCUUCUCUUCAUGAAACUUCAUCAUGCACACGCCUUUCAAUAUCUGCUUGUGGCGGUUAAAGAGUGCUGCUCUUUUUUCAACCUCUCAUUCUCUCCAUGCAGCUGGUGUAAAAGGAGUCUUCAGGCAGUUCAUUUGUUGAGGGCCCUCUGGGUGUCCUGUAGGAGUUUCUCUCGCUUCUUCUAAAACCAGGCAUUUAAACCAGUUUUGGCAAUGAGGCAUCGCGGUGGUGCACAACGAGGGCCUAAAAACAUUGCCAAGCUUGCUACUUCGUCAAACUUUUAGUUUGGGAACCAUCUUUUUAGGCACUUGGCCAAGUUGGUAGCAAAUGCAGCCACUUCCGCCUGGCUGUUGUUUGUUGAGGCACAUAAACAAACGGUACAGAAUGGGCACAUGAGCCAAUAGUGCACAAUGGUCAUUGGUGCCAGCAACGGUUGUUGCGUCUAAUGGUUUGGAGUAGAGGCGUACCUCUUCAUUUGGUGCAAUUAGAACCACUAAACUAUUAAGGUGCCCAUGUUCCCAUGCAAGAUCUGUAAUGGUGGCAUCUCUAAGCUCAAUCUCAACAACAUUCUGAGUCCUCUAUUUCAUCUUGUUUCAUCGUUUUGUAUGACAUGCAAUGGUGAUUUCUCCAUCCUUUUGUGGCAGCGAUUAAACCUUUCUUGUGCCUUUGGGCUGUGCUUUGUAAUGGCCAACAGUCGGGUUUUUUUUUGCAUGCUGUAGCAAGAUUGGGGGUAGCAUCUUUGGCAUGACUGAUGGCCAACUGCAAAGUAUAGGCAGAACAAGCUCUCUCGUGCCACAACCAUUCGUUAGUGGCACGGGAGGACUUGUUUCCAAAUAUUUGUUGACGCCAAGUUGCCGAGGAUGUCUCCAUCGCCUCGUUGAGCUUAGAGUCACAAGGCUUAUUGACACUUUUUUGUUGGCUGAUUGCUGCCUGCCUUUCAGUGAUGACAGUUCUUGUUGCUUCUGUGGACGUGACCGGAAAACUUGCUGCACCAUCAAUCUUUGUCGGGUGCUCCUUUGUGGCUUCUGAGACCAUUUUUACAGCUCCUGCUCUUGAGUAUGUUGCCUUAUGGCAUAUUUGGUUGGCCGCUAUGGUCCUCUGGCUCAGAGUCAGCAGAUGCAAAGGCAGCCCGCAAUCAGGAGCGCAUGAGACCAAUGAAAUGCAUUUAACAGAAUGCAUCGGUUAUCUUGGAGCACCUAAGAGCAGCGUGUCUUCUGUAGUGCCACCGUGCCGCCAGCACGGGAAGCCCCCGGGUAAACAUUCGGGCACCACAUCUAGUACAAAUGGCGUCGCCCAGCUCACUGGCCAGUUCCGACAUGUCUGGACGCAGUGACAGCCCUCUUAGCCCAGCACUUCCGUUUCGACAUGGUGCAAUUAUGGCUUGGUAGAUGUAAGCUCGCCACACAAACGCUUCAAAACGCCACGUACAUAAUCCAACACAUGUGCCCGAACUAUCACACGUGCGGUGCUGUCCCCUUCCGUUAGCAUUUCUGUGGCCUCAUUCUUUGCGGUGCACCAAGCUCGGUUUCUACCAGUGCCCAUUCCUUCCAUGCACAAUAGAGAUGCGGGAAAAAUGGAGUUAAAAAAAUUAGCCACAUUCAGCAGCUUUUACGAAUCAGAAAGAGUUACAAUCACGCAUUUUCAACACUAGAGAACAGAGGGCAGAAUGAAAGAUGCGUCCUACUUAAGUGCUGCAUAGUCACUGCUGCAUAGUAACUGCUAAAUAGCCUAUUGAACUGUCUACAAGCUUUCAGAGUGUGGUUAAAAGCAGCGCAUUGAUCAAGCGGAUGCUUAAACUCAUGGACAACUUUCUUGGUUACGAAGAGAAGGCAACAGGGGGCAAGCUUUUCCUUCAGACUUGUGUUGCACCUCCAGUAAGCAGUGGGCAGUAGUUUGAGACACUAAGGGGAACAUGAACCUGAGCUAUAACGUAUGGAUAGGGCAGUGAUGUAAUAAACAAUUACGGAAAUGGCAUUGUGUAAAGCCCAUGUCUCAAUGCCUUUCACUCAUAAGUGCCCUUAGCCAAACAGAAAAAACAUGAGAGAAAGGAAACGAACAAAGCAUCCUGGGUAUUCCAAAGCACUCCUCUUGUUUUUACUGCACUCAAAUCUUGGUCAGAGCCAAGCUCAAGUAUCAGGCUGCGGAUGUUGUCAUUUUUCCCAUCCCUGCCCACGAUUCAUUUUCUAUUCAUCCCACACAAGCCUAGUUCUAUGGCCAGUUUCCCUCGCCUUCUAAAUCAGUUCAUGCUAGCAAAGUUUUUACUACGACCUAAG